GGCAGCAUUACUGUUUAACUCACAGGCUAAUCAGCCUCCUUGAAUCACCACAGCAAGGCUUAGACACCCUGGACUUCGCUCGGACUUCAGUGACGCAGUUUCUAAUAACAAAAUGAUGAUUCCUGCUCGCCUUAGUGAUCAAACGAACCUCUGAUUCUCUUCGACAAAACAAACCAGCCUCAAGCAGGAUCCUGAAUGACAGCAGCGAUGUAUGGAGGUUUCGGCAAUCAGCACAUUCCCAAUUAUGAUGAGCUAUAUUCCCGAGUCACUGGUAAUCCACCUGAAAAACCUCUCUCCACUGGAACCCAAAGUAUUGCCAACAGACCAUCCGCAAAAUCAAUUUACCAGCAACGAAAAGCCUAUACACAGACGCUUAACUCCCAAGAUAAACUAAUCCAACAUCGUGUCGAGCACCUGAUUACAUGCGACCAUAAGCUGAAUGACAGGUUGACAGUGGAGCAUUGCAUCCAACAGCUGAAGAAGCUCGAUGCUGUGGGCAGAGUCUGGGGACAGGGUAUGUUCCUCCAGGUGAAUAACGCUUCCUUCAAAAUGGUGGACCUCGAGACCAAGGAUGAAUUGGAUAACAUUCCCAUUGAUAUGGUUCAAGACAGUCAGGCAAUAUUGGAUAGCUGUGUGUACAACUCCAUCCUGGCCGUCACCAUCAGCAGCAAGCACGCGAUGAAGUCCAGUAUCUUCCUGUUCCAGUGUGACGAAGUCCCAGCUAAUAUCAUACAGCACGAUAUGGAGAAGAUGAUAAAGAAGAGAGAACGGGGAAUACAGGACAUGUCCAGAAGCUCGCCCGAAAAUCGAAUCUCCGAGCACUCUCAGGCACCUUAUGCGAGGCGUCCAGUUCUACCACCCGCUCCAAAUAGAUCACCUCUCCCAGACUAUGAUAACAAUGUGGAGACUACAAUAUCAGAGCAUGGAAGCUGGACAGAGCAAACGUCAAGGGCAUCGUCUGCAUUAGGUUCAGUGUCCAGCUAUGACCUGGCAGCUUUGACCACAAUAAGAAAUCAGGACAUCCUCAAUCAUCUCAUAGACGACAUUGAACUCUUUAUGGAGAAGGUUCAAGAAGCCGUUGCCUCCAAUCCUCAGCUGAAGAAAAAUAAAUAUAAAAAGUUUAAAGAUUUACUGCCUCCAGAGACAGAGUACACGGAAUGCCUGCAGAAGAUAAAAUAUGUCUUUAAUUUGCUGGCUACGUUAGAGCUACAACUUGAACAACCAAGUGCCGCUGACAUAGCACACGUAAUAUUCCAGAAUCUCCAGUAUAUGCUGGAACACGUUCCGGAUAAGCAUCUGGCAAAGGAUGUGGUUAUCCCGUUACUGACACCGGAAGCCAUAGAAUUCUUGACUUCAAACGCAAGUACGGAUGAGAGAAAGACCUGGAAGGCUCUGGGAAGCGCGUGGCUCACUGUCAGAUCAAGGUGGCCAAACGGUGAAGAUUUGGAACAAUACAAUCCAACAUUUUCGGACGGUUGGGUUCUUCCUCCACAGCCUUCUCAACAACAUCUACCUCCCAAUCAACUCAUGAGCAAUGAAGGAGAGCAUCCAACAAAGCAGGAGGGCGAUGGUACUCGGCAAGACAGUGACCGAUUCGAGAGGUCACAGAAGUUUGCCAAGGUAAUCUAUGAUUUCAAGAAACGGAAUUCCAAGGAGCUCACCGUGACAGUGGGAGAUGUUCUGGAGGUGCUGGAGGCCUCAAAGCAGUGGUGGAAAGUAAAGGACAGGAACGGCUCCAUCGGCCACGUUCCCAACAACAUCCUACACUUUAUGGACCAGGAAGAAGCAGCUUCUUCGCACAUGGAUUACAGCCGUGGAUUCCAACAUCCCCCCAGGCCUCCAUCUGCUCAGCUGCCGUCGAAGCACCCAAGUGAGGUGGCAACGUGGCUCCACGGCAAAGGAUUUUCCAACAUUGAUCCAAUCAGCCAGCAACGUCCAUGGGAAAUGACUCACAGAGAUUAUUAGAAGAACUGCAGUCUGCACAAGAAAAACAAUUUAAAGGCAGACAUCGUGUAUUUUGUGACUUGGACAUCCCUGUUUGGAUUCCUAGCUCAGUAUUUAUCUAUAAACAUUGUUUAAGAGAUGGAAUGGAUGAUUAUGUGUGGGAAGGAACUGCAGAUGCUGGUUUAAGUCGACAAUAGACACAAAAAAUUGGAGUUACUCAGCGGGUCAGACAGCAUCUCU
Molecule: messenger RNA, 2184 nt
Organism: Leucoraja erinaceus (little skate)
Lineage: Eukaryota; Metazoa; Chordata; Chondrichthyes; Rajiformes; Rajidae
Product: epidermal growth factor receptor kinase substrate 8-like protein 3
Exons: 19
Coding region: 196-1965 (589 amino acids)
Biological process (GO): regulation of Rho protein signal transduction; Rho protein signal transduction; positive regulation of ruffle assembly
Cellular component (GO): ruffle membrane; vesicle; plasma membrane
Molecular function (GO): actin binding
Source: RefSeq, a predicted model, not a curated record